CUGCGCGGGCACGCGCGCGCGCUACUUCUUCGUACGUGCUUCGUAAGAGGAGGAGUAGGAGGAGGAGGAGGAAAGUGUUUAUACGUGUGCGCAUCAAUUUUCCCCACUAAACUAUAGACGAACGACCUACACCCUCGAGAAAUAAACAAUGUCCAACAUUUACUCAUCUCUAUCUAAGAAAGAAUCACAUUCCUAUUUUAUACACUUUUGAAAUACUUUCGAAUAAGACCAAAUUUAAGAAUUCGUUGGGUCGUUCCUCUAGUUUGCCAUUGGGUCAAAGAUAUAGUACAUAUGCGUAAAGUAAUACCAGUAAAAUUCUUUCGAAUCUUUAUUUACAUUUGUCAAGUAGGCAAAUACCAGAUAAAAUCGCCAUCGCUCCAUUUUAGUAAAUCAUCGGAGGAUGUAAGCUCGAUUGCCUAGCGUGAUAUUAUUUACAUAAUAGAGCCGUGAGUAAAGACAGGUGUAAUCGAAGGACGCGAGAAAAUCGUAUUACAUUUUACUCUAUGAAAAUUUAGUAACUUUCGAGGCGACAUGACGAUUCGCAAUAUUACAGUUUUAUUUUUGAUAGUCGCGUCGGUGUCGGCAGCUAUCGGCCGAGAGACUCGCGGUCCGCGCCUCAAAAGAAUAGUAGGAGGAGAAGACAGCGGCUCGAACGAGUUUCCCUUUCAAGUUUCUUUACGUUACUCGGAUACCGUGCACAUUUGUGGAGGUGCCUUGAUAAGCGAAAGACACGUCUUAAGUGCUGCACAUUGCGUGUGCGAACUUUUCGACGAGCCUUACGACGAUCUGUCGGUGGUAACUGGUACGAGGAGCGUUAAAAAAGGCGGUCAGUUUCAACGAGUUAAAAGCAUCCAUUGUCAUCCCGAUUACGUUUUUGGAGCGAAAGGCUCGUGGACCCACGAUUUGGUGAUAAUCACGUUGAGCGAUAACCUAACUUUAAAUUCUGCACAAAAUCUUAUCGAUCUGCCUGUUUCGGACGCGCCGGAAAACGUAUCGGUAAUCUUAACCGGUUGGGGUAGACAUCAUUCGUUCGGUCCAUUGUCGGAUAUUUUACAAAAAGUUACUCUCACCACUAUAACCAACGAAGAUUGUCAAACGUAUUACAAUAAUACCAUUUUACCAUCUCACCUGUGUACUUUAGAACAUGAGGGAGUUGGCGCCUGUAAGGGCGAUAGCGGCAGUCCGCUAACUUACAAUAAUCAACUGGUCGGUAUAUUUUCUUGGACCAAGCCGUGUGCAGUGGGUUCGCCCGAUGUUUAUACCAGAGUUCAUCAAUUCAUAGAUUUCAUUAAAAAUAUCACGCAAUAUGAGGAUUAACACGUUGGUCGAUCAUUUUAAAUAGAGUAGCAGAGGAGGAGGGGGAGGGGUGGGGGGGGGGGGGGCAAGAAAAAAAAAAGAAAAUUAAAACUACAAUUGAAUUAUAUAACAAUAUUUGUAUCGUCAUAUCCUUCGAUAAACGCGGAUUACAGAGAAUAUUCUCAAAAUGUUUGAAAAGUUAAAGAACACUUUCUUCUCUCUUUUAACUUAUACAAAUGUUCCAUAACGUAUGUUGAAUUUACGAAUAAAUAAUGAUCUUUUUUUUUCGACACGUACGCUCUCUAACGACGGAGUUGUAAACUCCCUUCGAUUAGCUUGCAUUCCAUAAUCAUUCGCUCGAGACCGGAUACCGAUUGGAUCGUCCAGUUAUAUUCCUAAAGUAAUAUCGAUUGGUUUAUCAUUCCGAUCGAUUCGUUAUCAUUUGAAAUAUAUUUCUUAAUAAAUCGUUAUUUUUAACGUUAAAGAGUUACCCAACUGGCGAGUAUGGAAAAGCGUGUUUUCUUAGAGAACACGGUUAAAGAGGUUUGUGCCCAUUAUUAUUCAUCGAAGUAAAUCGAGGAAUAAAGAUUAUGUCGACAGUUCUUAAAAUACAGAUAUAAAAACCUAGAUUCCAGAGAUGGCACAAUACAUACCAAAUUUUAUAACUAAAGAGGAAGAAGAACGAAUAAUAAAACAUAUAAAUGCUGUUCCCCUUCCAAAGUGGACCCAAUUAAGUUACAGAAGAUUACAAAAUUGGGGCGGUAUACCCCAUCCCAAAGGGAUGAUAGCGGAGGAAAUACCAAGCGUGAGUAAUGUUAUUGCAAGUAAAAAAAAAGAAAAAGAAAAAAA
Vespa crabro (European hornet) is the source of this 2145-nucleotide messenger RNA. Its product is annotated as alpha-ketoglutarate-dependent dioxygenase alkB homolog 6-like. Gene Ontology annotation, biological process: proteolysis. The record is from RefSeq and is a predicted model, not a curated record. The transcript has 5 exons. NCBI's taxonomy places the organism in Eukaryota, Metazoa, Arthropoda, Insecta, Hymenoptera, Vespidae. Gene Ontology annotation, molecular function: serine-type endopeptidase activity. Bases 532 to 1317 code for a protein of 261 amino acids.